CGCCCUCCCCGCGGGGCCGGGGCUGAGGCCGGCCGGGUGAUAACCCCGAGAGGGAGGGCCGCAGUCUUGGAGCAGCCGUGCGCGAUGGCGGUGUCCUCAGAAGGGACUGCCGCCCCGGCGGUUGAGGCGCCGCUGACCCUGCGGGAAGCGCAAGUCUUCGAGGCCGACUCGGACAGCAGAGCUGGUCGCCUCUCAUUCUGUACAAAGGUGUGUUAUGGCAUUGGCGGGGUUCCCAACCAGGUGGCCUCAAGCGCCGUAGCCUUUUACCUGCAACUCUUCCUGCUUGAUGUGGCACAGAUCUCUGCUGCCCAGGUGUCACUUGUCCUGUUUGGAGGGAAGGUGUUUGGGGCAGCUGCCGACCCUCUGGCUGGGUUCUUCAUCAACAGAAGCAGGAGGACAGGGUCUGGACGACUCAUGCCCUGGGUGCUGGGCUGCAUGCCCUUCAUUGCCUUGGCCUACUUCUUCCUGUGGUACCUGUCCCCCUUCACCAGCCUGCGAGGCCUCUGGUACAUGACCUUCUACUGCCUGUUCCAGGCUCUGGCCACGUUCUUCCAGGUGCCCUACACAGCGCUGAUCAUGCUCCUGACCCCCAACCCCAGGGAGCGGGACUCUGGCACUGCAUACCGGAUGACCAUGGAGAUGGCAGGGACACUGAUGGGCGCCACCAUCCAUGGACUCAUCGUGUCUGGUGCCCACGGGUCCCAAAGGUGUGAGGAGGACACGUUCCCAGGGCAGGUGGCCGUUGCCCCCAGUGCGGCUCGUCUCUACUCCACUGCAGCGGCUGUGGUUGCUGUGACUUACCCUGUGUGCAGUGGUUUGCUCUGCCUCGGCGUGAAGGAGCGGCCAGACCCCUCUGCCACAGCCUCUGGCCAGGGCCUGAGCUUCCUGUCUGGGCUGUGCCUCACAGUCCGGCACCCGCCCUACCUGAAGCUGGUCAUCUCCUUCCUGUUCAUCUCAGCAGCCGUUCAGGUGGAGCAGAGCUACCUUGUCCUGUUCUGUACACACGCCUCCCGGCUACAUGACCAUGUCCAGAACGUGGUGCUAACCAUCCUGGUCUCAGCAGUCCUGAGCACCCCCCUCUGGGAGUGGCUUCUACAGCGAUUUGGGAAGAGGAUGUCGGCCUUCGGUAUCUGUGGGAUAGUGCCGUUUGCAAUCCUGUUGGCUGCUGUGCCCACAGCACCUGUGGCGUAUGUCGUGGCCUUUGUGUCUGGCGUGAGCAUUGCUGUGUCCUUGCUGCUGCCCUGGUCCAUGCUUCCAGAUGUGGUGGAUGACUUCCAGCUGCAGCACCAGCACCAGCAUGGCCCAGGGCUGGAGACCAUCUUCUACUCAUCCUAUGUCUUCUUCACCAAGCUUUCAGGCGCAGGCGCCCUGGGCAUCUCCACUCUCAGCCUGGACUUUGUGGGCUAUGAGGCAGGAGCCUGCAAGCAGGCGGAGCAGGUGGUGGUGACCCUCAAAGUCCUCAUCAGUGCCGUGCCUACCUGCAUGAUUCUCACCGGUGUGUGCAUCCUCAUGGUCGGCCCCACUCCAAAGGUGCCACGUCAGGACACCCCCCGCCCGCUGAGCCUUCGGAGGAGGACCAGCUAUAGCCUCGCUUGAAUUGAGACUUCUGUGAGCCAGGACACAGGAGCAGCAUCUUCUGGGCUCCAAGUUCCCUUUUCAUCUCAGCCCUUCAGCAUCCUUGCUUCACAGUUUACACAUGAUCCAUCUUUUUCCCUGGGAUAUGGAGUCUUCAGUGACUCUCCUGGAAGGAGUGGCCUGGGCUCCAGGACCCCCACCUGUAAUUUCUUGCCUGUUGACCACAGAGCAUCUCAGAUAGGCCUGUGCCCCUGACUACCCAGCUCCAGGCAACCUGUGACCUGUAAAGCAUCCCAGUAGCAACUAUUCCUGGAAGAAGGAAGCCCCUACUAGCCUGGUCUGCAGAAUUCCCAUGGGAGCACCAGGCCCACCAACCUGCUUGGAUGGCAAAGCUACCUGACAGGGCAGACACACAGACUUCCUGUUCCUCCUGACACUCUAGUGGACAUCUGAGAGAGAGGCGGACACCAUGUGAGUGGGCAGAGUGGGGGCAGAGGGACAUGCUGGGAUGUCCAGUUAGGAAAGACACACACAGAUGCAGCGAAGCCAACAGAACCCGGGGCACGAAUGGGGCCAGCAGUCGGAGGCGGGGUACUGGGCAGGGCAUGUGAGGUGAUUCUCAAACCCUUCCCUUAGAAGUGGACAGAGACUGAUACUGAACCACCAAAGAUCAGUCAUUUUUAUGACCAAAAGGCAUUUUUGUGGAAAUAUUUUUCUGAAAUUUUAUCUUACAAAAGCACAGGAAGCACCAUUUUCUAGAAGCCAUGUCUUUGCGGAAGAAAGAUCCACUGAGGUUUAUUUUUUUCAGAAACAAA
This is a messenger RNA of Camelus dromedarius (Arabian camel), 2390 nucleotides long. RefSeq names its product MFSD2 lysolipid transporter B, sphingolipid (gene MFSD2B). Gene Ontology annotation, molecular function: symporter activity; sphingolipid intramembrane carrier activity. Gene Ontology annotation, biological process: carbohydrate transport. The coding region runs from base 85 to 1596 and encodes 503 amino acids. Gene Ontology annotation, cellular component: plasma membrane. The transcript has 14 exons. NCBI's taxonomy places the organism in Eukaryota, Metazoa, Chordata, Mammalia, Artiodactyla, Camelidae. The record is from RefSeq and is a predicted model, not a curated record.